Messenger RNA from Toxorhynchites rutilus septentrionalis, 3443 nucleotides. Its product is annotated as carbohydrate sulfotransferase 1-like. Gene Ontology annotation, biological process: N-acetylglucosamine metabolic process; sulfur compound metabolic process. The transcript has 5 exons. The record is from RefSeq and is a predicted model, not a curated record. NCBI's taxonomy places the organism in Eukaryota, Metazoa, Arthropoda, Insecta, Diptera, Culicidae. The coding region runs from base 587 to 1888 and encodes 433 amino acids. Gene Ontology annotation, molecular function: N-acetylglucosamine 6-O-sulfotransferase activity.
GAUGGAAAAUAUAAACAUUGGAAACGAAAUGCACAAUCAAUUCACAUCCAUACGUCGCGUAUUCAACGUCGUCGCGAACAAUUAUAUGCACUUCGUAUGGCAUUCAUUCGUGCGUGUUGUGUAAAGAUUGAUUUUUGGUGUUGUUAAUAUCGAGGCCAAAUUCUUGAUUAUUAUUGGAUACGUGCAUACAGUAUACCUAUUGGUUUUGCCUGUGGUCCUAAUUCCUUUCUGGGGAGAAAUUCUAUUUGAGGGAUAUGAUGACAAGGUGUGACGGGUUGUGUGGCCAAAUUUGUGUUUUGAAGAUGGUAAUGGCACGGUAGAAUGUGGACAAGGUGAAAUUUAGAACGGAUUUAUAAUACAAAAAGUUAUUGGUACAAUCUUGUUUUAUCGGUCUAAAAGGGUGUGUUUUUUCAUAAAGUGAACCUGCAAUGCAUAUGUGUAACUAGUCAUUCUUAUCAGAUACUGAUAAAGCUAUUGUGAACUGGAAAUAGUUAAUUCCGAGGGAAAAUAAUUGUGAGAGUAAUUUAAAAGAGGAAAAAGCUCAAAAGUUAAAUGUGGAUGGGAGUAGCUCUGCUCUACUCUGUAUAUGGAGAAAGUAAGCGAACAAAAACGGGAGAUAAUGUCACGCCGCAUAAAUCUUAUCGGAGUUUGUGCCGUCAGUGGUUUGUGUAUUUUGCUGCUUUUUGCCAGCCACCGGCUAACGUCCAACAAUUAUGCGACCGAGUAUUUUAAGCCGCGGGAGCGCAAUGCCAAUCUCCGUCUGCUGAAUGCGCACAAAUUCUAUGGAAUGAAAACAUUCAGCGCGGCUUCAUCGUACGACACGUACCCACCCAUACCAACGCCCCAGAACUCCACAGUCACGAUUGACGAUGUCCUCAGCUAUCAGCGAUCGCGGAUAGCAGACGAAAUGGCCGAGUUUGAGUAUCCGAACGGACAGUACGAUAACAAGGCCACCAAGCUUGCCGAUCUCACACCGGAAACGAACGGUCAACCGAUGCGGAGUAUCAUCAUCACAACGUGGCGAUCGGGUUCCACCUUUUUGGGGGACAUUUUGAAUGCGAUGCCCGGUAACUUUUACCACUACGAGCCACUGUUGGACUUUGACAUAGUUCAAAUACGGGGCCCUCCGAACGACCGGAUAGCGAUACACAAUCUCAAGCAUUUGCUGAACUGCGACUAUAGCGAUAUGGAGAACUAUCUUGAGUUUGGCAAGACACACAACUAUCUCUUCAGCCACAACACCCGACUGUGGCGCCAUUGUCGUCUGUUUCCGCACUUUUGCUACGAACCAAAGUUCCUGGGACCAUUUUGCAAACUCUUUCCACUGCAGAGUAUGAAAGUGGUUCGCCUCAGGGCCUCGCUCGUUACGCCACUGCUGGAGGAUGAAAGUCUGAACGUACGCGUGAUCCUGUUGAUUCGGGAUCCCCGAGGGUCGCUUCAAUCCCGCAAACAUCGCGUGUGGUGCCCUGGCCGACCGGAUUGCGACCAUCCACCAACCGUGUGCAACGAUAUGCAGCUCGAUUACGAGGCGGCUGUCGAGCUGACAAAGCUCUAUCCCACAAGGUUCCGAGUAAUCCGAUACGAGGAUCUGUCGUUGAAUCCGUACCAGAUGACCAAAGAAAUUCUCAAAUUUUACGGUCUACCGUUCGAUCCGGCCGUCGAAGCAUUCCUCGACACUCACACUAAGCUGGACAUUGGUGGUGUCAGUUCAACCUUUCGCGACUCAAAGUCGGCCCCAUUCCACUGGACAAAGGAUCUCUCUUUUGAGGAGGUGAAGAUAAUUCAGGACAGCUGCGUGGUUGCGAUGAAAUCCUGGGGAUAUAAAAACGCCACUAACGAGCAGAAUCUGCUCAACUUUGAUCCUCUACUUCCCUUUAGCUUGUCGUGAGAACCGAGUAAGGGGCAUAACACUAGCUGAUCGGAUGUAUAAACGAGUAGCUCCUAAUAACUCUCUGGAUGGCUCUCGAGGUGGCAGAGAAAAAGUGGUUGAUUGAUGAUUUUCGGAGCAUCCGCGUAUAUCCGAUAUAUUGUAACAGGUGUAGUACUUGUUCGUUUUGAACGAAAAAAAGUGCUUGAAAGCAUAUUGAAGAAAUAUUAGUGUAAAAACAUAAGCAUCUGUGAUGAAUUAGGUAAUUUAGUAUGAGUUAAUUUAAUGUGACCGUUACUAUACACGUGUUCCAUCGGAAUUUUUUGCAUUGUUACUUCGGGAUUUAGAAAGUAAACGAUGAUAUACUCCUAUGUUGCAAAAAAUACGUUGCAAUGGUUCCUUUCCGGUUUUUUUUAUCGAUUACCAGGUCUGACUGAUCACUGAAGCAGGAGAAUCCUAAUCAACGUCAGAGUUUUGGCAUAUUUAUCCUAAGAAAAAUCCGGUGUUAGUUAGGUAAACAACGAAACAGUAACUCCUUGUUGACAGCAAAUCCUGUGUACAUUUUUGAAUUCUACUUACGGAUCUUUGUGUUAACGUGUUCGUUCAAAUCCACUCGUCGAUGGAUUUUUUUUCUUUCACUUUCGAUGCAAACGCAAUUGUUUUCGAGCAUUUACUAUAACAUUAGUUGGUCGAAUUUGACGGCCAUAAUCGAUUUUUAAAGUUUCCUCUUUUUAUUUCUCGAAUCUAAUUCGCGAAACAUAAGAUCGCUUGCAAAAACGACUUCUUAACUAAAUCACAUAUCUGUUUUCCAUACACGAAUAUAGCUCGCAAGAUGUUCGGUGCGCAGUAAAUAUCGCGCGAGCACCAGUAGGAUAAUGCAACAUAUCGUUAAUAGGAAUCCGUAGAAAAUAAGUAGCUGUUCGUAUCGAUUUUAAAUUAUUUAAGAUUACUAGCGACAACAAAAUAAAAAUAAUCCAUUAAUAACCCCUUUUGAACAGGGAAAAUUUUUUGAUGCAAAUUUCAGAACUCGUAAUAUUGGCAAACAUAGAUAGUUAGGUUGUUUAUGAAACCGACAGUUAAAAGAUACUAAACAUGAAGAAAUUAGAGUGCCUUUCGAUCUGACGCAGAUUAUUGCAAGCUAGUAGAUAAAUACGAACACGAUAGUGCAGAGAAGCACAAUUCUUCAGAAUACAAUACAAACAGGAACAAACAAACACUGAGCAAUCUUACUAAUGUGGCAGAACGGAACGCUCCUCAACUUAUUUUGGAAUAAUCUACUAUUUGGAGCGGGAGCAUUCACGGUUUAACUAUUUGAAGCAUACUUUCUUCAGCACUGCACCGAGCGAGAGAUAUACACUAGAAGAAGAAGCAGUCUUUGCUUAUAAUCAGAUACUAGUUUUCUAUGAGAGGAACACAUACAGUGAUUGCAGCCUACUGACUGUACUGAGGUUUUCGGAAUACUUUAGAAUAACAUUACUUAGGAAUCUUUAGGUAGUAGAACCAAUAACUAACAAUAACUUAUUGAAACAAACGAAUACGACGAAAUGAAUGAAGCACAUGCUCAAACAUUGGAAUA